This is a messenger RNA of Leptomonas pyrrhocoris, 1358 nucleotides long. RefSeq lists its product as hypothetical. Lineage: Eukaryota; Euglenozoa; Kinetoplastea; Trypanosomatida; Trypanosomatidae. Bases 201 to 1358 code for a protein of 385 amino acids. The record is from RefSeq and is a predicted model, not a curated record. The transcript has a single exon.
GAGCGCACCCAAACGAGGCGGACCUUCUCUCAAAUAGAAGACCCUCCGUUUUCUAUCCACCACCCCAAGAACGAAGCAACCAAACAGAACCCGCUGCACUCUUCUGUUGUCGUUGCUUGACUUACACAACACGCGCAGCGGCGAACGUAGAAAGGAAAGAAGAAAAAAACUCACAUUAGUAGAGGCCCGUAGUGCUAACGAUGUCUGCGCGAAACACCGGCAUUCCACGCGUGGCCCGCACCGUCGCGAACGGGGAGGGCGACUGGGCCGAAGUUCCGUACGCCGUACGCGACGCAAUCGUGCUGGCGCUUACGCAGUCGUCCGUAGCCCCCCUGCGCCGCCUCAAGGAGAGUGCUUCCGGCGCCGGCCCGGGUGCGGUCUCGAGCGCUGCUUUCACGCCUUCCCAUCCUCCACAGCCGUCACCGUCCGCUGACCUUUCUGUCUUAACGGAGGGCAACGUGCAGAGCAGCAUCCGCUCCUUCGAGGACGCUGCGUGGGUGCGCGACGAGGCGGUGCGGAGCUUCGCGGAGUUCCACAACACCGUCGAGGCACUGCACGCCGCGAUGCGCACCCAGCUGCGCCCCGUGUGGAGAACUGCGAUGCAGCUGCGGCCUGAUAUUCUGGCCGACGUGCGCGACCGCCUCCGGCUGAACCGCGCUGAUCUCAUACCGGAUGGGGUGGCGAUCCCGCCGGCCACCGCGCAGCACAUCGCGCAACAGGAGAGGAUUCUAGACGAGGUCGAGGACACGCUGCAGCAGCUGCGGAACACGUCGGUGCGCUUGGCAGCCCAUUUUCUGUCGGAUGAGGAGAAAAUAUCGAUGGGGGCCAAUCCAGCCUAUUUGCGGGCGCCGGACAUCGACCGGGUGGUGGUGGAGUCGAGUGGGCAGAGCUGCACGCAACGCCUGUCACCGGCCCCGGCAGCUCUGUCCACGCCUGCGACGCCGUCGGCCAAGGACAGCGCAUCGCACCGCCGCGCAAGUCAGAGCAACACGCGUGCGCAUCAGGAGGAGGGCCUUGUGAGCUCCAAGAUGAGCCGCCGUGCCCACGGUGGACGCAGCACCACCGCAGGUACCCCGUCGCCGUCUUCGCACUCUCGCAGCGAGAAGCACCAUGGCGGCCACGAGCACCGCCGGGCAUCAGCGGCCAGCGCAGCGAUCAACGACCCGCUGCUCGCGGAGCUUCGCAAGCAGUACCAACACCGCCAGGAGGAGCUGGAAAGUCAUCAUCGUCAGCGUCGCAGUGGCACGUCGCCGGAGGGGCCGCGCGUGGCGUGGCCGCAGGUCGGCUCCGUGGCGAGCAGCCGCAGCUCCCGUGCGAGCUCGACGCGAUCAGGAAACGAAUGUCUUUCGAAUUCGUAG